AUGACUUCAUCAGCGAUGGAUGACCGUGAAAUCGUAUCCAUACUUCAUCCAGGUCUAGGUGCUGUAUUCAGAGGUGUCAAGACCUCUGGGUCUUCAGACCAGAGAUCCAGCUCAGUCGCCCAAUUUCGUGGAAUCAAGUUUGCUCGGAUUCCUACUCGUUUCCGACGGGCCAUUCUCCAUGAAAAUUUCCCACCGGUUGUUGACGCAACUGAUCAUGGCCCGAUAUGCCCUCAAAGUGUUGGCCAGAGAAAAUUUGAAGAUCUUCUCAAUGGUAGCUCGCCCGAGUCGCGCGCGGUGACCGGGCAAGUAGAAAGUCCAGUACUGGAUGAGUUUGAAUGCUUGAACUUGGUUAUCACUGCCCCAGUUUCGAAGAACACCGAAAGUGUGGCUGAGCAACUCUUUCCGGUGAUGAUUUAUAUCCAUGGUUACCGUCUCUCUGCGUUGGGAUGGCUCUCUUCACAAUCGCUCCGAGAAGAUAAUGCUGCGUUUGGUGAUGUCGGUGUCGGGAACUACGGCUGUCAUGAUGUUGUAAGUAACAACCGAUUUUGGAUUAUCAGUGCUGACCAAACACGCAAGCGUCUCGGUAUUGAGUGGGUGUACAGGAAUAUCAGUGGCUUUGGCGGUGACCCAAACAAUAUCACUGUGUUUGGAGAAUCCGCAGGUUCAUUCGCGGUUGACAAUCAGGUCCAUUCCCAGCUCCCCUGCAGGUUUUCGCAGGCCAUUUUGCAGUCCGGGGCAAUGAACUCCCAUAUUUCCUCCCCGCUGUCCCUUUCUGAUCAAAGCAUACUCUUUGACCUGGUCAAAGCCCAUGCCCGCGUCAAUACUGUUGAGGAAUUACGAGAUGUCCCUGUUGACGUUCUCCUACAAGCCUUUAUAGAGGCAAGCUCGCAAACGGGUUUCUCUGCGGUCCCUACCAUUGAUGGGGAGAUGUUUACACAAUCAUGGGCAGAGCACUAUAGUUUUGCUAAUGAUGACUUUCGCGUCAUAAUUGGCCAUACAAGCUACGAGCGCUCCUUGUUCGAGAUCCUUGCGCAUCUUCACUCCGAAGCCAGAGACAACCAUCAAUCGUUUGAAAGCAUUUGCUCGUCGUUCUCGGCACAGAUCGAACGAAUGGAGGCGACAAAGCUCUGUGAGGCAUACGGAUGUCAGUAUGACAUACAGCCAGCUCGCUUGAAGCAAUGCUUGAUGAAGAUUCUGGAGGACAUUGCGUUCGUUACACCAAUAAAUGAAGCGACUACACGCUUUGCUCAAAAGGGACUAUCCGUCUAUCGAUAUAUUUUCGAUGAGCCAAAUCCUUUCGAAGGUGUCUUCUCCGGAAAGUCUAACCACGCUCUUGACCUUCCCUAUCUGUUUGGAAGUGAGAGUACCUUUGCUGGCGUAGAGAACAAGGACUGGGAGCAGAACAUCCAAGACAGCUUACAGAGGCAGUGGUUGCUCUUCGCACAUGGUAUCCCGCCGUGGUCGUCAGUGUCUGAUGGAAAGUUCUUGAUAUUUGGGCCUCGUGGGACGGUAAGUGAGCACCCUACUACGGAACUUGUCAGCAAGUCAUUGUCUAUGUCGAAUGACAUUUUUGGUUCUUUGGAAUUGGGAUACCGGACCGAGCUAUCAAUGUUGAUUUGGAAAUAUGCUCGACUGCUGUGA
This is a messenger RNA of Penicillium egyptiacum, 1641 nucleotides long. The record is from the annotation of a GenBank genome assembly. NCBI's taxonomy places the organism in Eukaryota, Fungi, Ascomycota, Eurotiomycetes, Eurotiales, Aspergillaceae.